Polychytrium aggregatum is the source of this 1106-nucleotide messenger RNA. RefSeq names its product putative methyltransferase-domain-containing protein. NCBI's taxonomy places the organism in Eukaryota, Fungi, Chytridiomycota, Chytridiomycetes, Polychytriales. Bases 96 to 1094 code for a protein of 332 amino acids. The transcript has 2 exons. The record is from RefSeq and is a predicted model, not a curated record.
CUGAUUCGACCCCUCAAACUCUGCGCUCUUGCGUGGCGGGUCGCUCUAAGAGUGCGGGGCCGGCGCAAAGGACGUCCAUCGAGUUGGACGGCGGGAUGUGCUGUCAUCCAGAGCGUCACCGACUCGCUGCGAUUCAAAUCUCGGGUCGUGCACGGUGGGCACUCUGUGCUGUUGCUGCCCGAUCGAUCCCGAUCGAUCCCGAUCGGUCGAUUCUGCUUCCCCUCGCUGAUUCUCCCGGGAACCGUUCCUCACAAGCCAGCCUCCUCCCGUCGUCUUGGUCGCUGCAGAUGGACCAGGACACAGACAUCACCAACGUCUACUCGCUGGAGCUGACGCCCACCACAUCCCUCAGCUUGCACGAAGACUCGUCGACAGGCGAGUCUGGAACCACCGUAUGGGUGGGCGGCAUCAAGCUGGCAUGGCAUCUGGGCCACGAACAGUCUCGAGGAAAGCUGUCCCUGGCCGGCAAGCGCUGCAUCGAUCUGGGCUCUGGAACAGGGGUCUUGGGACUCGCGGCCUCGAAUCUAGGUGCUGGUGAAGUGGUACUUUCGGAUAUCCAGUCUGUCCUGGACCGGGGGCUGCUGCAGCGAAAUCUCGAGGCCAAUAUUCCACACCAAAAAGCCAACGUCCGCAUCGAGCGUCUGCAUUGGGAUGAUCAGGACGAUAUCCGACGGCUGUGUCCUCCUGCCUUUGACGUCAUUCUCGGCAGUGACGUCGUCUACAACUAUGCUGCCGCAGAGCCCCUGGCCAAGACAAUCGACGCCCUCUCCCAGCAGGGCACUGUCGUCUGGAUUGCAUACGAGCGCCGCGAUCCUCUCGUGGCCGAUCGAUUUCUGUCGCUCAUGAAAGGUUUUGGAUUCGACUCCAAGAAGGUGAUGACCAGGUCGAAGCGUACGAUCGAUCCUGUCCCUGCUGCACAGUCAUCUCAGCCCUCCAAGACAGCAUCACAGAACGAUAACGGUGCCAGCGACGGCGAGGACAACGACGACAGCGGCGAGCCCGAUGAGCACGAAGGCAAUCUAGCCGACGGAUACAAAAUGGUGGAGAUCUGGCGAUUCAAGAAGCGCCAUCGCCGGGCUGGCUCUGGAAGGUAGCCGAGGCAAUGU